Molecule: messenger RNA, 2710 nt
Organism: Protomyces lactucae-debilis
Lineage: Eukaryota; Fungi; Ascomycota; Taphrinomycetes; Taphrinales; Protomycetaceae
Product: T-complex protein 11-domain-containing protein
Exons: 1
Coding region: 100-2601 (833 amino acids)
Source: RefSeq, a predicted model, not a curated record
ACCAGCCUCCCGACGCAACUCCAUGCUGCCAUCCCCUUAUCACCGCUAAAAGGGGUGCCGGCUCCUCCUUCACUCUUGCUUCCAUCACUCUACCCUGCCAUGACUGACAAGACGACCAUGUCCGGCGAUGAAGAGCUCCCAAAGGCACCAAAACGGCUAUCACGCUUACAAGUACGCACCGAGCCUCAACGCGAUUUAUCAAAACACCUUUCUCAAGUGCAAACUGCGCGCGAUACAUUUCUACAAGCACGUCAAGAUCGGCUCGCUGAACGCAGUAUCAAAGUCGCUGAACGGGUUCUUCGCUCACGCAGGUCGAAUGAGACGGAAGUUGCGUGUAAGCUACAAGUCAUGCGUGCGCAACUAUCAGCGGCUCAAGCGGCUCGUUCGUCGCUCGUUGCACAGAUUGCAGCGCAGGGGAGUAGGACUGUUGCCAAAGCGCAGUUGAUUGCUCGACAACAUCGUGAACGACAAGAUGCUGAACGAGAAGCGAAAAGGGCUGCAUUGCAACAAAAGUUGGAGGACGCAGAGAGACGACGGUUGGUGGCAUUGCAGAGACGUGCAUCGCCCACUCGGAGUCGUAGUCGGAGUCCACCCCUAGGAGACGCUGCGCUCUUGCGACGCGCAAAAGAGGUUGCAGCGCGAUGUAUUCAACGGACAUGGCGACGUCAGACUUGCUUGGCAAAAAUAAAGGCCUUUUCUGCUACAAGUUUGACGAUGCGAAUGCCUGGCAAGUCUUUUGAAGACAUUGCGGCGCUCAUCAGCUCCAAGGCCGUCAUUGCAGCGACUCUGCCGGUUCUCAAACUAUGCGGACUAGUUGAGCCUGUUGGCAACCAGCAAGAGACGACAUGUCGCAAGUUCUUGUCUAUUUAUAUGCUCAUGAACCACCCGAAGGAAGUCCUCACAGAGUCUGGACAACUUGAAAGUCGUCUACAAGAACAAGCAAGUCUAUUUGCGCAAGCCUUUUCAGGAUGGCUCGCACAAGCUGCUCAGGGCAAUCCACCAUCCAAUGAACGUGUCGUUCGCAGCUGGGCAUCCUACAAUCUUGCCUUUGAAGACUGGAAGAUGGAGGAUUCUGCGUCAUUGGUGCAGCACAUGGUGGCACAAUUUGUUGAACUCGAUAUGAUUUGGCUUGUUGUGCGUGAUAGCACAGAAGCAACGGUUGCUGAGGAGUAUCACAAAGGCAUUCGUCAGAAUCAAGUAUUACUGCUUGCAAAGCUCAGGCGGAUUAUCGGUGAGGAGGUACGACCUAUGAUUGCGAAAGCCAUCAAGCAGGCUCGGUCGAAACGGGCACGACGACGACCACAGAGGAUGACGGAGGAUGGACCAAAGCUUGAGAUGAUGGAUUUCAUUAGUUUGUGGCAACGCAUCAGAACACCCAACAAUCGCCAACUGGUGCAUGAGCUCGCACUCGACAAGAACUAUGUCAUUCCUCACACAGUGGAGGAAUCUCCUGGAGAAGUACAAAUCAAGACGGCCUUUUACGAUUUCAUGCGCGAGUCUAUGCGGGAUGGUGAGUGUCCGAUGUGGUUACCAACCAUUAUUCAAGAAUGCAAACAACGCCUGCAACGACUCGUCAUGCCUAAUUCUCCAACGUUUGCAGCGAUUUCAAACUCAUUUGACUUGGCUUUCAUUACGAAGCAGUGCGAAAGGAAUUGUUUCGAUUACUUGCAGUGUACGCAAAUGUUGGUGUCGAUGAUGAAGUCUCUAUGUGCGCCUAGUAGAGACGAAGCAGUGGCUGCCAUUGAUCAGCUUCAAGGUUCAUCGCGAGAAGACUUGUUCGUUAAGCGUAUCGAUGCCAUUUUCAAGACACUGGAUCAAAUGCUCAUUGAUUGGGCCAAUUAUCACUUGAAACUCGCAACGGCGACACUGAUUCCUCAGGCAGUAUCGUAUGAGCGGAUCAAGUUUGACGAGGACUUGCAAGCAGGUCGAACAUCUAUCGUCAAGACAACGAUACUGCUACAGCAAGAAUGCAGACGAUUUGAACAGGAAGCAGCGGAAGCAUCUUCACAAGAAAUCGUUGCAUCAGCCAUUGCGCGCGUCUUUGCAAGUGAUGUGGAGUUGCCAGAGACACUUGCACUCGAUCAUGGUCGCAUCAAGUCAUUCAGAAACCAAAGUCGUGAUAUUGUCCAGAUUGCCGCAUUGCUCUCGACAGCUCGUGGUUUGAUGCGCUCGCAAGCCAGUUCAGUGCACUUGUCACCUGUUUCUUGGAAUGCGCUCAAGUCACGCUUGGCGAUUCUGUGUUGUCAGGAGGUGGAUGCGUCGGCCUUGUCGAGCGAGAUGAAUCGUCAUUUUGACAUCUCGCUUGGCAGCCAUGAAACAGACACGGCUCGCACAACACGUCAUGCAUUACUAGCAGGUCUUGUGAGUCGAUGCGAUACCAACAGUCAGGUCUCUAUGCUGUUGAUGAAGCGUCUAGUGCAGCAGCUUGCAUGGUCUAUUCGACAGGGGCAAGAAUGCUCGGCAUCGGCGAUUGCGAGUGCGGGUCUCUCUGAUCUCUCAUUAGAGUUGCACCUGUUGUGUAGUGCUGCUGGUAAGGUUGCUGCACUGAAUACAGCUUCUUAUGGUGACUUGUAUGAGAAGAUUUUCGCAGAGGAUGAGUGAUUGUAGGAGUCGACUUGAGGAUAAAGUUUUGUAUACUUGUGACCAUCUGAAUGCUUGUCACUGGCUUAUAGCAUGCGUUACUGUGGCAUGAUUGAAUCGGUUUGCAAUG